AUAGAAAUGCCAUUAUUACAGCUAUGAUUGAUAAUUAUGAGAGGGGAUUAUUAUUAUUAUUGUUAAUAUUAUCAUUAUUAUCAUUAUUACUUUAAUAUGAGAAUAAAUUUUGCCUUUUGUUUCAUUAUAGAUAUCUCCCAGUCAAGAGCAGAGCAGCCCAAGCAGCCACAUCUGAAAAUCUUCCCUCGCACCUAUCAAGGGGACAGAAGACGCUGCUUCUCUAAAGACUGGUACACCACACAUAAAUGGCUGGAAUACUCUCAGAGUAAAGACUCUGCUUACUGUUAUGCCUGCCGGCACUUCAGUCUCCCCUCUUCAGGUGAUUCAGUAUUUACAUCUGAAGAGGGGUUCAAACAUUGGAAAAAGGCAACCUUCAAAGAUGGGGGAUUUUUAGGUCAUGCCAAAUCUGAAGCACAUACUAAUGCAAUGUUAGCAUGGGCAGAGUAUGAAAAAUCCGCUGCAAGCACAUCCUCUCUCUCAGCCUCUUUAAAUGCGGAAUACAAUAAAUUAGUGAAGGAAAAUAGAGAGUACAUUAAAGUUGUUGGAGAAACCCUGCUUCUCACAGCUACGCAGAACAUAGCACAGAGACCACAUAAAGAAUCAGAAGGUGAGAAUAAAGGAAACUUUCUCGCUAUUAUGGGACUGCUAGCCAAACACAAUCCCACAGUCAAAAGAAAAAUGACUUGUCAAAAAAAUGCAACAUAUCUUGGGCAUGACACACAAAAUGAAAUAAUUGACUGUCUAGCUGAAAUUGUCCGCACUUCAGUAACUAGUGAAGUUUCCCAAAGUGAGGCUUUCAGCAUUUUGGUCGAUGAGACUAAAGACCUAAGCAAAAAAGAACAGUUGUCCUUUGUAAUAAGAUACUAUUACAAUGGGUCAGUAUGUGAGAGCUUCCUUGCCUUUGAGGCAGCACAGCGUCUUGAUGCUGCAGCUCUUUCACAGAAAAUAAUUCAAAUUUUGCAGAAGCAUGGUCUUGACUACAAAAACCACCUUGUAGGGCAAGCAUAUGACGGAGCCUCAGUCAUGAGCGGAAAAAACACAGGUGUGCAAGCACGCAUGAAAUCAGAGGCCCCUUUAGCUUUUUAUGUGCACUGCAAUGCGCAUUGUUUAAAUUUAGUAUUAGUCGACAGUGUGAAAUGCAUCCCUGAAGCUAAUCGCUUCUUUUCUCUUUUGCAGAAACUGUAUGUUUUUGUGUCAGGGUCAUAUGUGCACCAAAGAUGGCUUGAGGUACAGAGGGAGAUGUUUCAGGGGGCCCCAAGAGAGUUACAAAGACUGAUAGAGACACGGUGGGCAUGUAGGUAUAAUGCUUGCAAGACAGUGAGAGACAGACUGUCAGCCAUCAUACGUCUACUAAAAGAAAUAUCAGAAGAGCAAAAUGGUGACAGAGCUGUGGAGGCAAGAGGUUUAUUAGCCCAAAUAGAUUUCAAGUUUGUUAGCCUCCUUGUAACAUUCACCAGUGUUCUUGGUGAGAUAAAAUAUCUGUCAGAUAUUUUACAGUCCCCACAACUUGAUUUGGGCACAGCUGUCACACUUGUUGACUCUCUUGUUGACACAUUGGAGAGUUACAGAGAGGGCUCUCUCUUUAAUGACAUCUGGGACAAUAUUUUAACACUUACUGAGCAAUGCAACAUCAGUGCCACACCUUCAGGCCGUCAGGUCAGACCAAGCUCUUUGCUUGAAGACCAUUACUUGUUCACUCCAAUUGUUCAAAGACAAGAGAGCACAGAUAAAGAGUCCUUUCGGACAGGUUCAUUCAUUCCAGUUAUUGAUGUGCUUCUCUCUGAGGUGAAGAGAAGAUUUUCUAAAGAAAAUUGUGUCAUAAUGAAAGGGAUACAGGCCUUGAAUCCAUGCAGUACCAUAUUUUGUGAGAAAGAUGUAGUGUUUCCAUUUGCCUCACAAUACAACUGCAGUACUGAGGAUCUACAAUAUGAGAUCCCACAGCUUAAGCGUAUUCUUGAGAGGAAGCAAAGUAGUGGUCAGGAAACACCAAAGGCAUUAAUAGAGCUCACUGUUUUUUUGGAGCCUUUUAAGGAGGUCUUCCACCAAAUGUUUAAACUGUGCAAAAUAGCACUUGCACUUCCCGUGAGCACUGCAUCCUGUGAGCGCAGUUUUUCUAAGCUAAAGUUAAUCAAAACUGCCUUGAGAAGUACCAUGACAGAUGAGCGUUUAAGCAAUUUGGGUGUGCUGAGUAUAGAAUCAAGAAGGGCUAGGGCCAUUAAUCUUGAUGACUUUGUGGAUGCGUUUGCCAAAAAACAUAGCAACAGGCGAAUAAAGCUAUUCUGA
Messenger RNA from Pimephales promelas (fathead minnow), 2283 nucleotides. RefSeq names its product zinc finger MYM-type protein 1-like. Gene Ontology annotation, molecular function: protein dimerization activity. NCBI's taxonomy places the organism in Eukaryota, Metazoa, Chordata, Actinopteri, Cypriniformes, Leuciscidae. The record is from RefSeq and is a predicted model, not a curated record.